UCAACCAGCUGAUUCGUAUGUUAUUGUUUUUUCCCGACUUGUGCCCAAAGUCAACAUGACCUUUCUUGAGGUUUAGGUCUUUUUGCAUCUAAUAGUGAAAAGGUUUUUUUGUGUUUAACAUUGCAGGGUGGUGGGGUGUUUAAAUAUGUCUAGUAGUUGUGUGCGCUUCAGACAUCUGGAUAUAUUUUAACAUGGUUGUGUUCUGUAGUAAAUGUGGUGUAAUUUUGUAGUGGAUGCUUUAGAAGACAUUGGAGGGUAGCGCACCUUGCUUUUAAUUCCACUUUUUCAACUAUUCAUCAAAAUGCUUUCCAAAAGAUCAAUUCAACAACGCCCCAGCAUUGGUGAGCUGGACAUUGAUUUGAAAUUGAAAAUGUCGAAUUAUGAAGAAACAGUUCGACAAUUGGACAUUUAUUAUGGAAUUGUCAAGAGACAAUUACUUAGGUAUCAAAGCUCUAUCACUGGGCUCUUUCCAGUUGUUUCUACUGAAACUGAAGUAGCUAGUGUUAGAGAAAGCAUAUAUUGUGCUGCUGCAAUUUGGAGUCUCUACCAGGCCUACAGGAGGAUAGAUGAUGACAGGGGCAAAUCAUAUGAGCUGGGUCAGUCCUCUGUCAAGUGUAUGAGGGGCAUUUUGGAAUGCUGGAUAAAGCAAGCUCCAAGAAUAGAGUUGUUCAAAAAGAAUCAGUGCAACAAGCAUGCAUUGCACUGCAAAUUUCAUCUAAUCACAGGAGACAUCAUCCUUUCUGAUGAUGAGUACACUCAUUUACAAAUUGAUGUGGUGUCAUUGUACCUAAUAUUCCUGGUGCAAAUGAUUACAUCUGGACUCCAGAUAAUCUAUACUCAAGAUGAGGUGGCAUUUGUCCAAAACCUGGUUUAUUAUGUAGAGCGUGCCUACCGCACUCCAGAUUAUGGCAUGUGGGAACGUGGUAGUAAAUAUAAUGAUGGUACUCCAGAAAUACAUGCAAGCUCAAUUGGUAUGGCAAAAAGUGCUUUAGAAGCUAUAAAUGGAUGUAAUUUAUUUGGUGAAAAGGGUGCCUCAUGGUCUGUCAUUUAUGUGGACAUCGAUGCUCACAAUAGAAACCGAAGUAUAUUUGAGACAAUGUUACCCAGGGAAUCAAGUUCCAAGGCUGUGGAUGCAUCCUUGAUUCCUACCAUAUCAUUCCCAGCUUUUGCAACUCAUGAAGAAGUACUAAGCACUGAGACAAAGGCUAACGUUGUGCGUAAGCUCAAAGGACAGUAUGGUUUCAAACGUUUUGGAAGGGAUGGUUACAAGUCUGUCCUGGAAGACACCUCCCGCCGAUUUUAUAAAGAAGGAGAGACAAAGGAGUUUGAAAGCAUAGAAAACGAAUGGCCUCUUUUCUAUAUUUUUAUGAUCAUUGAUGGUGUAUUUAAGUCCCAACCAGACCAAGUAGAAGAAUACCAGAAUCUUUUGAAGCCACGCAUAAAGAAGGAUAUGAAUGGAGAUCCUGUUAUUCCCAUGUAUUUUUAUGUUCCUGAGGAAAAUGUUGAUAUUGAAAAACAGGAACCUGGUACUUCUGUAAGGCUGCCCAGUGAAGAGGGAAGGGGAGGAGAUGGUGGCUUAUAUCUUUGGAAUCAAGCUAUGCUUGUAAUUGCCCAACUCUUAACGGGAGGUUUGUUGCACAUAAAUGAGCUGGAUCCUAUUAGAAGAUACUUACCAUCUUUUAAUCGCCCUCGUAAGGGUGGCCGAUAUUCAGCUUUCCAGGCUAAGCCAUCAACUGGGACUGCCACAGAUUUAGUUGUUCAGAUUGUACUCAUAGCUGAGUCUAUGCGCCUGCAAGCAAUGAUGGCCACUUAUGGUAUUCAAACUCAGACACCUCACGAAGUUGAGCCUGUUCAGAUAUGGUCAUCCCGGAAGCUAGAAGAAGUUUAUCAAAACUUGGGUGUAAACCACAAAAUUGGUCUGAAGGGUAGACCUAUGCGUCCUGUUGGAGCCCUUGGCACAAGCAAGAUGUACCGUGUGUGUGGCAUGACGGUUCUCUGCUAUCCACUCAUAUUUGAAGUAUCCGAGUUUUACCUAUACAGUGACAUGGCUUUACUGAUUGAUGACAUCAAAACGGAACUGCAAUUUGUCGGCCGCUAUUGGCGUUUGUCUGGACGCCCCACUGUAUGUUUGCUUAUUAGAGAGGAGCACAUGAGGGAUCCUCAGUUCAAGGAAAUGUUGGACCUUAUGGCUAUGUUAAAGAAGGGAUACUGCGACAGUGUUAAAGUGCGCAUUGGAAGAUUGCAAAAUUUGAUUGCAUCCUCAUGUAUAGAGCACUUGGAUUUCAUGAACACAGUUGACACUUCAGAAAUGGUAUUUGAACAAUUUAAGCAAUUGGAACAUGAAUAUAUAGGCUAUCAGAGCUUAACAGAUGUUCCACGAUCGCUUAAUUAUUCAGAAGACAGUGCAAACUUUCAGCACCUGGAAACUAAACCUAUCUGGGAAGUAGUUGAUGCCAUCAGAGGAUCACCUGGUCUGCAUGGAAAAUGCCAACUGUUUGGCAUCUUACUGAAAAGGGAAGGCCCAAAUUAUGACGUCAACGGCCUUACUGUCGCUGAACACCUAAGAAGUCUUUACCAACAGGCUUGUGGCUUACAUUACUGGAUUGCUGUAAGAUACUGCAGUAGUUUGCUUCACCACACUGUUGAUAGCAUAAGUCCUUUCAUAACAACUGUGCUUGUUAAUGGAAAGCAGCUCACAGUUGGUGCAAUUGGUCACCAGGAAACAGUUUUUGACAAGCCCUUAACCCCUGCAGAAAUUCAGUCCAUUAUGUACCAUCGAAUUCAGCCUUAUGAUGUCAUUCAGGCAGUAUUACAACAAGAAGUUGUCCUUUAUUGUGGGCGUCUUAUUGCAACAAAUCCAGAAAUGUUUAAGGGAAUUCUUAAAAUUAGAGUAGGGUGGGUGCUAGAAGCGAUGAAACUAUACUUGCAAAUGCAAGGGCAAGACGGCAAGUCUUUAGAAAAUCAUAGUCCUUACCAGGUUCGUCAACUGCUUCAUAAAGUUUUGUCUGUGAAGGAUUGGGCAUCAAAUGAAAAUCUGACACCAAUGCAAAGGAGGCAGCUGGAAGGAUGUCUUUGUCGAGUUCCUUCUCAUUUCUACAAUCGCGUCUGGGAUGUCAUGACUCGAACUCCUGGUGGCCUCCAAGUACAAGGUCACAAUUUGCCUGCUCAGCCAACUCUUUCCAGUAUGACCCGCUCAGAGCUUAACUUUGCUCUUCUGGUAGAGGAGAUGCUUAAUCAUAUUCAGGAGCCUGCGUACAGGCAGAUGGUUGUUGAACUGCUCUGUAUAAUAUCUACAAUUUUGCUGCGAAACCCAGAGUUAACUUUCCAGAAUCAUUUGGAUUUAGAUGAGCUAGUCACUGAGGCUUUCCACAUGUAUUGUAAGGAUCAUAAAGUUCCGGUUUCAAAAGAUCAUUCAAAGUUUUUCUCAGCUCCUCAUUCUAUAACAACAGGUUAUCUUGCCCGUGCUGUUGUAAACAAUGUGCUUCAGGGGGGUCAGCUUGCCACUGGCUCUGACAAUGAUAACGACUUACAGUAUGAAGAUAUGUGCAAAGUGUCAUAAUAAAAGUUAAUGUUUAAAACGUCAUCAACUUGUUAAUUGCAAAAGCUUUAAAUGGAAGGAAAGUUUCAUCAUAAAAUAGCGAACUAUUCAUUCAGUGCCAUACUUUGCCAUAUCUAAGGCAGCCAUAUAUAUUUGUUGUGCUUAAGUAGGAUAUUAAUGUAUAAAACUAUGAAUUUGUUGGAUGUUGUUUGAUGUUCUUGUUCAAUUUUAAAUCAAUGCUGUGAUUCUUAUUGUGCCAAAAGAAGUGCCUGUGUUUUUGAAUCUUGUCUCGUUACAACCUGGUAUGGUUGCCUAAUCCUACCACAUAAGUACUUUUUCUUUUUAAUUCUUUUGAAUUAUACCUGUUUUGAUUUGUUCUUUGACUACAGUCAAGUGCCAUUUUACUGAUGUUGCGUAUUAAUCUGUUGAAGUUUGUAUAUCUACCUUAUGAGUCUUUUUUCUCUGGAUAUCAUGACUGCCCGCCUUACAUUUUUCUAUGAAAUGUUAUGAAAUUCUGUUUUUUGAAUUAAAAAAUAUCAAUUAAGCUAAACCUUCAUCUUCUAUUUCUCUUUCCACACAGUUACUUUGUUCAAGAUAAGCAUUGUAUCCGCAAACGAUAAAGAAAUAAAUAUUAAUUAAUUGAA
Messenger RNA from Frankliniella occidentalis (western flower thrips), 4182 nucleotides. RefSeq names its product probable phosphorylase b kinase regulatory subunit beta. Lineage: Eukaryota; Metazoa; Arthropoda; Insecta; Thysanoptera; Thripidae. The record is from RefSeq and is a predicted model, not a curated record. Gene Ontology annotation, molecular function: calmodulin binding. Bases 302 to 3559 code for a protein of 1085 amino acids. Gene Ontology annotation, biological process: glycogen metabolic process. The transcript is spliced from 22 exons. Gene Ontology annotation, cellular component: phosphorylase kinase complex.